AAGAGAGAGGGGUCAGGAGCAACAUUGGGAAAGAGGAAAGGGAGCAGAAGCAUCCAGUUUAGAGUAUCUGUACCUGGGACAGACGCGCACUGCUGGCUAAUGCCGCUGCUGGAUGGACGCCGCCCACCUGCACGCUUCCAGCACUUAUGAGACCGACCUGCGCGCGCAGACAUGCAUUUCUACUAUGUGGGGGAUCACACGUGGGCCACCAUGUUGGGACAGAGCGUGCGGUUACAGCCAGUUCCCAUCCAGAGCCUAUCGGAGCUGGAGCGAGCCAGGUUACAGGAAGUCGCUUUGUACCACCUGGAGGAGAGGGACCUGGACUUCAAGAUCAGCAUCCCUAAAGAAACUCACAAGCGAAGAAAAUCUCUGCGCAGGAAGUUUGACUCCUUUUCAAAGGAAAAGAAAGAGCGAGAAUCGGCUCCCAAGGCCUUUGGUAUCCCGCUCUCCCAGGUCAUCGCCAACGACCGGGCCUACAAGCGGCGGCAGGAUGCUCUGAAGGAGAGCAGGCGCGACUGCCUCGACCUGGAGGCGAGCGUCCUGCGAUUCAGGGCGGAGAAGCGUCAGUUCUUCAAUGGGAGCAGACCUCUGGUCAGCUCCUCGUCCAUCACAGGAGGAGGUCCGGGUUCGCCGUCUGCUAACUCUGUGGCACCGGCGCCAAUUUCUGACCCUCAGAACAAACCGCUGUCACCCACGUUUCUGGAUAACACCGGACGAGGACAGAGAAGGUCAUCACAGGCUGCAUCUUCAGGUCUUCAGACUGUGGGUAUCUUCCGAGUCGGCAGCUCCAAGAAGAGAGUGAGACAGCUACGGGAGGACUUUGACGUGGGCGUUGACGUCCAGCUGGAUGAAGAGCACAGCGUCCACGAUGUGGCAGCACUGCUCAAAGAGUUUCUGAGGGACAUGCCGGAUCCUCUGCUGCCCAGAGAGCUCUACCCCGCCUUCCUGCAUGCCAAUUUUCUGAGAGGAGCAGACCAGCUGCAGUACCUCCAGCACCUCCUCUACCUGCUGCCUCCCUGUAACUGCGACACACUGCUGCGCCUCCUCACCUUGUUACACACCGUGCAGAGCUUCGCACAGGACAGCAUAGGAACCAACGACGAGGAGAUCCCCGGAAACAAGAUGACGGCCGCUAACCUGGCCGUGAUCUUCGGGCCGAACCUGCUUCAGAAGGAGCGCGGGGGAGACGUGAGCCCGCAGGUGAUGGGCAUCGAGGACAGCACGGCGAUCAUCAGCGUCACACUGAUGCUCAUACAGAACCACAGGAGACUCUUCACGGUCUCUGCAGAGCUGCAGCAGGAGGUCCUGAUGAGUCUGAUCCAGACCGACCCGGACAUCAUCGACUACCUGCUGCGUAGGAAACUCAGCGGCAGUCACCUGACGGUGGAGAGCGGCAGCGAGUCCACAGGUCGCAGGGACACGGGGGCGUCUCUGGACUCAGUGGGAGCCUCCAGCGGCAGCCUGUCCCCACUGGAGCCCCCGUCACCGCUUUUCCCCCCGGAUGGCAGCGGCGGUGAUGGCAGCCUGACCAGCGAGGUCUUCCUGAACGUCCUCAAACUGAACCAGAACAGGAAGCGGCAGGACACCAGAUACGGUGAGGUCCCUCCUGGUAAAUCCAUCCGCCACAUGCGUCAGUUCCACUCCCACCACAACCUGCUCAGCCUAUCCCAGUCCUCCUUCUCUUCCUCGUCCUUGUCCUCGUCCUCCACCCCCAGGCUCAACGCUCAGGACUCGGAUGCCCAGGACCGUCGAGGCCCGGGUCUGAGCUCCGCGCUGAGCUUCUCUCUGAGCUCGAGUCUGAGCGGCUCGACCGAGAACAGCAUCUGGGUGAGGCAGACGCCGCAGGAGGAGAGCAAGCCGUCGCCGACCACUAAUUUCUGGGACUUCUUCACCGGGAAAGGUUCGGGCUCAGAGACGAUGGUAUGAUGAAGGGAGAGGAGAGAAACAACCGGUCAAGUUCCAGAUUCACUUAAAGAGACGCUUACUGGUGUAAAUAAUACAGGUCUCUCCCUGACAUUCCCACUUGACCUCAUAACCAUCCUGCUGUGGGUUUUCCAAGCUGGAAGUUGGAAUUUCCCACAUUUUUUGGCCCCUCUUGAACUCAGCAUGGGUAUGAAUGAAAACUAGAAGCAAUGAAGGACACAAACUUCUCAGACACAAAAAAACGAAGGAAGAAUAAAUCAGUGAGAUUACCUGAAGGUGGAUCCACUAAUAAAAACAUGUACAGGAUGGAUUCAUAUUUUAAACCCUGUUUCUACAACUGCAUCUUCUGACACUCAGUGUACAGAAACCAUACCAGGCAUACUCCGUUUGUUUGUUUUUUCCUGCAACCUGCACUAAGCUGCUUUUGCAAAUGUGGUGUAGCUGCUUAACAUUCAGUAAUGAUCUCAAACACCCGCAAAGUGUGUUUCCCCAAUGAGCACUGCAGGGCAAAAAGCUCAGUGUGAUUGCAUCUGCAGUAAAUUUGGUUAAAAUGUCGAUUAUUAUACCUGAAUAUGUAAUUAGGAUGUUUCACAUUGAAUCUGUGCCCCUGAAAAUGGUUAAAUAGCUAAAAAUUGUACAUAAAAAAGGCAUUUCGAGAAGGUUUUCACCUAUAAAUCAGCCCUUAAAGCUGCAGCAGGCGGCUUUUGUUUCUCCCAUCAAUGGAGACAAAAAAAACCUUACAUACGCCUGUUCCCCCUCUGGGUUUUCAGGUUUUAGAAAGUAAAGUGCGGGACUUUGGCCAAACAUGAGUGUUUGCAAAACCAAACAACAACAAAAAAACCCUGAUCAUUGCCAUCAAAUCGUGCUAGGAGUGGUGUUUUAAGCAGCGCAGGCAAGCUAAGCACAAAUAAAUAGAAAUAGUGGCAUUGGUGUCCCUCACUUACGGUAUGUAAGGCUAAGUAUAAAUUAAGAAGCCUGUGUAGGUUCCCAGUCGUCCAGUUCACGAUGGUCCAGUCACCUUCUGUUCAAGCUCUUAAGACUACAAAUUAAGAUCUAUGCCGAAGACUUUAACCUGGGAUAGUGGGGUUCAAACCCAAUAUGAAGCCAAAGCUCAGCAUAGGUUUAUGUUUUAUGCUCUAAGAACUCUGUUGGGUCGGACUUAAAACAAACAGCCCCUGAUUUUGAGAGGACUGUUCUUUAUUUCUGCCUACUUCAGCUUUAAUGGUAAAUGUGUCAGUGUGAGUGGAGUCAGCCAAAGAUUGUCUUCUUUAGUUUAAAACAGUAAACUCUGUCUAUUAUUCUCUGACUUCACAUCCAUAUUUUAAUUCUAGAUUCUGCUUGAGUAGCUUUACAAAUCGUGCAGAUCAUCUUCUGUCUGAAACAAGUAUUUUCAGCCCCCAUCUUGAGAAUGUGGCAUGACUGUGUCAUCCGGACUGUGUCCAAUGCACUUGGGAUCUGUUUCCUUUGAAAUGUUGCUUUAAAGAUGAAGACCAGGUGUGCAACCACUCACAGUCAGUUGCCGUCUUCAAAGCAAUGUUAGCUCAUCAAGGCGGCAAUAAGGCGGAGUCAGCCUGCUGUCAGUUUAGGGUUGGGAUUUGUGAUAAGAUGGCAACUAAUUAUAAUAAAUCCGUGAACAUUGCAAACCUGUUGCUGUCUAUAUAAGCAGAAAUUCUAAUUGACAUUAACUACUUACAUUCAGUGUCCAGCCGGAACCUCAAAGAUUUAGAUUUAAAGCAGAAAUUCCUCCACAAAUAAUGACGUAGUUGUUGCAGGACGGCAAUUUAACUGCAACAUCACAUAGUUGCUCAGCAACCAGGCUUUUAUAAAGGAAUAUAACCAGAAUACAUACAGCUGGAAACCAGAUGGUAAUCCAUCUGCAUUUAUAAAUAAAACCGCACUUAUUUGGAAACCUCUUCCAGUCAGUCAGGAAGGUUGCCUCCAAUUUUUUGUGCAGUAACCUUGAAAUCAAAUGGGUUUGAUUUGAAGUCGAGGAUGUUCAUUGCCCAACCUCUGGGUGACCAUUUGGUUGCUGCAACUUCCUGCAAUCGACAGCAAAAAAAAGAUGCAAUCGUCUGGCAGCCAGUGAGAGGUUUCCAUUCCUGUUAGUAUGACUGAACCAUAAGGCAGGUGUGCCUGAGGUGAGUAUCAACCCUCACUGAUGUCAUACUGAUCCAAGGCUGAUUAGCUGGGGUUUUUUCAGGGAUUAUUUUUACAUACUAAUUAUACAUUUGAUUCGUUGGCCUUGGUGUCUGAAACGUUGGCUACUUUAACAGUAUGACAUCUAAAAUCUAAGAAGGUUUUCUUUUUUGUAUUUUAAAGCAGCUCAGAGGGACUCCUGCUAUUAUCAGCAGCACAUCACACUCACACCAGUUUGGUAAUAUGGAAGUCAAAAGAUUGAAAAUGGAGCCAACGCUGGUGGACUGAUCAGAAGUUUCUUUUAUAUAAUGAAAGUUUACUUGUAAUCACUACAAGUUGUGUUGCCUUUGAGUUGUAAGCAGUUCUUUUCACAGAUUGAGUCACUUUAAGUUCCCCACUUGUAAAUAGCAAUGAAGUCUAUCCAGAAUUCACCAACUUUUGGUAUACUGUAUUUUUUGUAAACCAGAUUUAACAUUACCUCCAUAUGUCACAUCAUAUCAGUACAGAGAUGUGUUCCCAACCAAGUCCUAACAUUUCCUCUUAAUACCAACAUAAUGUGAUGCACUGAGCGGCCCAGUAAAAGCUGCUUUUCUUAUAUAUUCGAUCAGAGAGGAGAAGCAGCCCUUCAAACUUGUCUGUGGAAGCUUGUUUGUGCCACUAUAAAAGAAAAUGCCAUCCAUAUGUCAAUAAAGUAUAACCCUCGCUUACCAAUAAUUGCUAUAUUGCUAAUUGUUACAUUUUAUUCAUUUGUGGAACUUCUUCCUUUAAGGCACCAGGUGUCCAUCUCACAAUUUUGGGUUAUCAUCACAAACCCUACCUACUAACUCUAUCAUCUAAAACAAUAGUGUUUUCAGUGUUUCAAGUCAUUUACUCGAUAUCAAGUUUAAAAAUGUU
Pundamilia nyererei is the source of this 4953-nucleotide messenger RNA. RefSeq names its product Rho GTPase activating protein 36 (gene arhgap36). The transcript is spliced from 12 exons. Gene Ontology annotation, biological process: signal transduction. NCBI's taxonomy places the organism in Eukaryota, Metazoa, Chordata, Actinopteri, Cichliformes, Cichlidae. The record is from RefSeq and is a predicted model, not a curated record. Bases 172 to 1926 code for a protein of 584 amino acids.